Dermacentor andersoni is the source of this 2333-nucleotide messenger RNA. NCBI's taxonomy places the organism in Eukaryota, Metazoa, Arthropoda, Arachnida, Ixodida, Ixodidae. The record is from RefSeq and is a predicted model, not a curated record.
CGCCGUCGUUUGUAUGUUUAAAAUGAGCACCAAUUUCCUAACUUUUUCUUGCCUGGCAUGUGCUGCCACUCUGUGGGAAUACAUGUAAUUUUUUUCUUGCGUCUCUCUCUUUCGGUUUUCGUUGUAUAGUUUUUUUUUCUCCGGCGUGUCUGCUACCGCUCGCUCAUCGGCGUCCUCGCGGGCGCACGGCGGUUAGUUUUGGUUUCGUUCUGCACGCGGGUUCGGUUUCCUUCGCUCGCAAAACUAAUGGCUAUCUUGUUCUUAUCACUCAAAGGGUGACUGCCUGUUACUUGCUCGUUUGUUGCUCACAGGGGUCCGCAUACGAAGGAUGCCGCCGUGCAUGCGUUUCCUUUUUUGGAGACUCCGAAAACUAAGUGCCUGUGGUUGACGAUAAGAUUGAAGGAUGAGCGGAAGUUUGUCAUGACGUUUCACUUUUUUGACGAGCGCAUAACCGCCCAUUUUUCUUGAGCUUGCUCACCUCACAGUUCGAUUACGCUAUGGACAUGCGCACUGGCUGCUCUGCAGCAAGUGAGUCGAGCGAUGAUUCUUCCGAUGAGGACUACUGCCCAAGUACCGGGCCGGAGUCACAUUCAUUGGACCUGAGCCCGUCAGAUGAGGAGUUACUCACCAGUUCAGACUCAGAAUCUGACGAAGAAGCAACAUCGCAAAAGCGUUCGCGGCAUGACGACGAUGACUGGGUCAAAGGUAACUUUUCUCCCUCCUUGUUUGCAUUUGACGCCACACAUUCUGGACAAGUGUCCAGCUCUAUGCUACCCCCAGACGCAAAAGAAGUCGACUACUUCAAGAUUUUCUUUUACGAAGGUGUGGUUUUGCAGAUCGUAACCGAAACAAACAAGUACGCAAAACAGAAGGCUGACGAGCGUAGUCUGCCCCGAAAGUCGCGACUCAUGGAGUGGCAGGAGACCGACGUCUCAGAACUUUACUGCUUUCUAGCGGUUGUGCUGUUGAUGGGCCUGGUGAGGAAAAAUACUGUCAGGGAAUACUGGUCUAAAGAUACGAUGUUGGAAACUCCGUUUUUCCGGUCAGUCUUUUCCGCCAACCGAUUUUGCCUAUUGACGCGAGUGCUGCAUUUCAGUUCAAUCAAAGAUAAAGAAGACCGCCUAAGAGCAAUCAGACCAGUGAUGGAAGCAAUACAAGAAAGAUUUGCCGCACUUUUUGUUCCUUUUCAAGACUUGUGCAUUGACGAGUCUCUGAUGCCUUGGAAAGGACACCUUGCUUUUCGGCAGUAUAUUCCUUCUAAGAGGCAUCGGUUUGGUGUAAAGCUGUUUGUGCUUUGUGAUGUCAACACAGGCUACAUCUUGCGGUUUAUCGUGUACACAGGAGCUACUACAGCUGUGACCAUAUUGAAAGAGCUGGGAUUCACAGGGUCUGUUGUGGUGGAGCUGCUUGGAGACUUUCUCGGGAGGAGACAUUCCCUGUUCAUUGAUAAUUGGUAUACCAGCCCAGCCCUGUUCAAGUUUCUCCACAGCAGGCAGACGAGUGCUUGUGGCACGGUGCGAGCAAGUAGGAGGGGGCUUCCAAAGUUUGCAAAGAAGCUUCAGCAAGGACAAAUUGAUAGCUUUCACACGAACACCAUGCUGGCCCUGAAGUGGCAUGAUAGAAGAGAUGUGCACAUGCUGUCAACAAUGCAUGGAGCGGAGAUUGCUGAAACGGAGAAGCUGGACUGGAGGACAGGUGAAAGGAAGAAGAAGCCGAAAUGCGUUUUAGAAUACAACAAAAAAAUGGGACUGGUAGACAAAGUUGACAUGCAGCUGAGCUUUUCCGAAAGUAUUAGAAAGACAAUGAAGUGGAAUAAGAAAUACUUAUUUCGCUUUCUAGACAUGUUGCUGCUCAACGCGUUCAUUCUCUUUCGUGAGAACACCGAGUCGACAACAAAAUAUGCAGAGUUCAAACGGCUAAUAGUGAGCCAACUCAUUGAAGAACAUCACACUGAGAAAAGCAAACGGGGAAGGCCAACUGGAGAAAAUCCUCUGAGGUUGACAGCGCGACACUUUAUUCAGAAGUUGCCUCCCACAGCUGCUCAGGGAAGCAGUAACCAGAGGAGCUGCCACGUCUGCGCCAACACCACUCGGCAGCAAACACGUCGCAAGGACACAAGGUAUAUGUGCGCUGAGUACAACAAAUCGCUCUGUGUGGAGCCAUGCUUCAAACACUACCACACGCUGAAGAAAUAUUAGUCCAAGAGGAACAUUUGAGACUUGCGAAAAAUUUUCGUGUGCGCAUUCUUCUUGUGUAUUUUUCUCAUGUGGACAUUGUUUUUCAUGAAUAAACAGUACAUAUAUGCCAACGCAAAACAUUUCUUUUUCACUUUA